Messenger RNA from Tauraco erythrolophus (red-crested turaco), 1182 nucleotides. Lineage: Eukaryota; Metazoa; Chordata; Aves; Musophagiformes; Musophagidae. The record is from RefSeq and is a predicted model, not a curated record.
UUGCACCGUGCAGCCAGUGUCCCAGAGCGUGUCUAUAACAUGGGGAUUACUGAAGAUGAUUUUGCACCAAGAACUCCCUAUGGUUUCUCAUAUUACCAGUCAAACCAGGUGGCCUCACCGUCCUCUUAUACAAAUGGCUGGGGGACUAGGAUGAGUUACAAGGCCAUGGAAGAGAGAGCUCAAAGACAGCCUCUGAAGAGACUAGAGGUUUCACCCCAACAAGGUCCUGAAAGAUUGGCUUAUGUGUCCAAUGAUUUUCACUAUGACAGAGGCAUUUCACCUGGAUUCUCCAUGAGGCAUGGAGAUAGCAGGAGAUCCAGUGGAACCGUCCCACCAAGAUACGCUCGAUCUGAGAUUGUUGGUUACACUCUUCGUGAUUCAGUGAACAGGGGACGCUCUUUUAAGAGACACUCCCACAUGGGGGCUAUUAAUGAUGUCAUCCUUGAUGGAGUCUACCCCAGCCCCACUGUACCUCUGUACCAUCAAGCAGGCAACAGUCGCAGUAUGACCAACCUUUUGGAGAAAGAGAACUACCUGACCUCUGCGAUGGGACAAGUGAGAUCACCAAUUGCUUCCCGUUUGGGGUCUCAAAACAGGCAAUCUUUAAGGUCCAGCUGGUACCAAACUACUCUCAGAAGCACACAAACCAGGAGGGAAGCUUCCCAGCCAGCUUCAGUAACCAGUGUCACUGCAGAAACAGAUGGGAAGAGGAUGCCAUUGACAGCUGCUAUGGCAGCAGCAGGGAGAAAUGGUUUCCUGCAGGGCGAACAAGUCACCGUCAAUGGAUCUCAGCUAGGAAGCCAAGAAGGGGAAAUGACUCUGGAGCGUGCAGUGAGCAUACUGAGGAGUGAAAAUACACAGUCCACACCUAGGAUUCUUGCUGCAGUGACUUUCAUACAGCACGAGUGCUUCCAGAAAGCAGAUGCCAGAAGAAAAGUUUUCUCACUUGGUGGUAUCCCCAAACUUUUACAGCUUCUUGAUGUUCAGAAUGAGGACGUUCAGCGGGCAGCAUGUGGUGCUCUGAGAAACUUGGUGUUUGAGGACAAUGACAACAAAUUGGAAGUGUCUGAGCAGAAAGGGAUCCCACUCUUGCUCCGCCUACUCCGACACACCAGGGAUGUAGAGAUGAAAAAGCAAAUAACAGGUAGCAUUUUCUGUGCAGUCAACCAUGAAGUGCUUUGA